This is a messenger RNA of Ectocarpus sp. CCAP 1310/34, 168 nucleotides long. NCBI's taxonomy places the organism in Eukaryota, Phaeophyceae, Ectocarpales, Ectocarpaceae. The record is from the annotation of a GenBank genome assembly.
AUGUUCAAGACCAAGAGUACUAGGCUCCCGGCAAACCAGUGCCCGCCUCCUGGUUGUCAAUCUGUGGUGGGAGAGGUGGGCCAAGGGCUGAACUUCGACGAGUUCGUGGUGUACAAUGAGGAGGCCGCUCUGCCAACUCACCUCAUCGUGUAUGCUCUUCGGCACUAA